AGUAGUAGUAGUAGUAGUAGUAGUAGUAGUAGUAGUAGUAGUAGUAGUAGUAGUAGUAGUAGUAGUAGUAGUAGUAGUAGUAGUAGUAGUAGUAGUAGUAGUAGUAGUAGUAGUAGUAGUAGUAGUAGUAGUAGUAGUAGUAGUAGUAGUAGUAGUAGUAGUAGUAGUAGUAGUAGUAGUAGUAGUAGUAGUAGUAGUAGUAGUAGUAGUAGUAGUAGUAGUAGUAGUAGUAGUAGUAGUAGUAGUAGUAGUAGUAGUAGUAGUAGUAGUAGUAGUAGUAGUAGUAGUAGUAGUAGUAGUAGUAGUAGUAGUAGUAGUAGUAGUAGUAGUAGUAGUAGUAGUAGUAGUAGUAGUAGUAGUAGUAGUAGUAGUAGUAGUAGUAGUAGUAGUAGUAGUAGUAGUAGUAGUAGUAGUAGUAGUAGUAGUAGUAGUAGUAGUAGUAGUAGUAGUAGUAGUAGUAGUAGUAGUAGUAGUAGUAGUAGUAGUAGUAGUAGUAGUAGUAGUAGUAGUAGUAGUAGUAGUAGUAGUAGUAGUAGUAGUAGUAGUAGUAGUAGUAGUAGUAGUAGUAGUAGUAGUAGUAGUAGUAGUAGUAGUAGUAGUAGUAGUAGUAGUAGUAGUAGUAGUAGUAGUAGUAGUAGUAGUAGUAGUAGUAGUAGUAGUAGUAGUAGUAGUAGUAGUAGUAGUAGUAGUAGUAGUAGUAGUAGUAGUAGUAGUAGUAGUAGUAGUAGUAGUAGUAGUAGUAGUAGUAGUAGUAGUAGUAGUAGUAGUAGUAGUAGUAGUAGUAGUAGUAGUAGUAGUAGUAGUAGUAGUAGUAGUAGUAGUAGUAGUAGUAGUAGUAGUAGUAGUAGUAGUAGUAGUAGUAGUAGUAGUAGUAGUAGUAGUAGUAGUAGUAGUAGUAGUAGCAGUAGCAGUAGCAGUAGCAGUAGCAGUAGCAGUAGUAGUAGUAGUAGUAGUAGUAGUAGUAGUAGUAGUAGUAGUAGUAGUAGUAGUAGUAGUAGUAGUAGUAGUAGUAGUUACCCUCACGGCGCAGAUGCAUCAGCACCCGGGCCACGGACCACCGCCGCAGCUAUCUGCCCCACCGCCGCCUCCUUCCACCUCCCCAACCUCUCCGUCCCCUGA
This is a messenger RNA of Sycon ciliatum, 1119 nucleotides long. RefSeq lists its product as uncharacterized. The transcript is spliced from 2 exons. The record is from RefSeq and is a predicted model, not a curated record. The annotation marks the transcript as partial. Lineage: Eukaryota; Metazoa; Porifera; Calcarea; Leucosolenida; Sycettidae.